Messenger RNA from Plasmodium fragile, 1623 nucleotides. RefSeq lists its product as uncharacterized. The record is from RefSeq and is a predicted model, not a curated record. Bases 1 to 1623 code for a protein of 540 amino acids. Gene Ontology annotation, cellular component: nucleolus. Lineage: Eukaryota; Apicomplexa; Aconoidasida; Haemosporida; Plasmodiidae. The transcript has a single exon. Gene Ontology annotation, molecular function: GTP binding.
AUGAUUAAGAAGGGGAGCCUGAAGCUGCGCAGCCUGAAAAUCGGGCGCAGCUCCGUGGGAAACGUGAAGGUGGAUGGGAAGUCGAUCUGCAAGGAUGAGGCGAAGAGGAAAAAUGACGAGAAGCAAAAGAGGCUCAAAAUGUACAGGACGAAAGCAAACUUGAAAAAAAUGAACACCAAGAUAAAUGAAGUCAGGAGGAUUGAGCCUAAUAUAAAGUGGUUUAACAACACCAGGACCAUUAGCCAGAGCAAGCUCGAAAUCUUUAGGGAGAAAAUGGAGGAGGCCACACAUGACCCAUUCAGCGUCAUCAUUAAGAGGUCCAAAAUCCCGGUCGAGCUUCUCAGGGGGGGCGGCGCAGGAGGUAGUGGACAUGGGGUGAGUGCAAACGGACUGGUUCCCCCCCCCCAAUUUGAAAAAAAAAAACAUCAGAGCGAAAGCAUGCUCAGGAUGGAAAAUUUUCAGGACGUGUACGGGAAGAAAAAAAAAAGGAAGAGACCAAAAUUAAAUGUCGGCAGCUUGGAAGAAUUGGCAGAUGAUGCGAAAAGGAAAUUAACCAACUAUGAAGCGGACAAGGACAACUCACUAAUUGAGAGCAGGAACAAAGAUGUGGAAAAAAAAUUCAGUAAAGAUCUGUUGCUCAAAAUUGGGCAGUCCAAAAGAAUAUGGACAGAGCUGUACAAAGUCAUCGACAGCUCGGAUAUCAUUUUGGAGGUUCUAGAUGCACGUGAUCCCAUAGGAACUAGAUGCAGAAGGCUAGAAGAAAAUUUAAAAAAAGACAGACCAAAUAAACAUAUUAUUCUUAUUAUGAAUAAAGUAGAUUUAGUACCAACAAGUGUGGCUCAAAAAUGGAUCAAAAUUUUAUCGAAAGAAUACCCAACCAUUGCUUACCAUGCUAGCAUAAACAAACCCUUUGGUAAAAAUGACCUGUUCAAUGUUAUUAGACAAUACACUCAGUUUUUUCAAAACCAACGGAAGAAACAUGUUCAUAUCGGACUGAUUGGCUACCCUAAUGUUGGAAAAAGCGCCAUUAUCAACUCUUUAAAAAAAAAAGUCGUUUGUAUUUCGGCCUGUGUGCCUGGACAGACCAAGUUUUGGCAAUUCAUAAAAUUAACGAGCAAAAUUUACCUCAUCGACUGCCCCGGAAUUGUACCCUACGACAUUGAGGAUUCAGAAAAAAUUCUCAGAUGUACCAUGAGGCUAGAAAAAAUCACCAACCCCCAUUUUUAUAUUGAUGAUGUUUUUAAAAUGGUCGACAAGGAACACCUCCUUCGCAUUUAUAAGCUUCCUGAAGAUUUGCAAUAUGAAAACUCCGAGGAGUUUCUGCAAAUCCUGGCCAGGAAAAUGGGCAAGCUGCUCAAGGGAGGCGAGCCGGACAUCACCUCCGUCUCUAAGAUCAUUCUUAAUGAUUGGAUCAAGGGCAAGAUCCCGUACUACGUCGAUCCGGACGGGGCGCCGCACGCCGCAGGGGGAGUCGCGCCACAGUCCGAUGAAAAGGAGGAAUUGGCGUCACAAUCGAGCGAGGAAGAAGAGUUGGCGGUAGAGUCAGGCGAGGAAGAAGAGUUGGCGGCAGAGUCGGGUGAAAAGGAGGAAUUGAUGGGCGAUGUCCCGACCGAGGAGUGCUAG